UUUUAAAUUAUCUUCCAUAAACGACACCGUUUCCUCACAUUUCCAAAGUCCCAUCUUCAUCUUCUUCGUCCUCUCAUUCUGUGACUCUUGUUGCCUUCACUCUCUCUCUCUCUCUCUCUCUCUCUCUCUAGAAAAUGGUGACCAUGAGCUCACUACCAUCACCACUAACGUAUUCUCACUCACACGCUCGCUGCCUUCGCUUCCUCUCAUCAGUCUCACUCUCACUCCCAAUUUUCCACAAAUUCAAAACCAGCCCCAAACUCUUCACCAAAUCACCGAACCCACCAAUCCUCACUGUCCGAAACUGCGGUUCCAUCACAGCCAAGCCAUCCUCCGAUAUCAGAAGAAAGAACCGUACCGGUUCGGAACCGGACGAGAAGCUGCGGAGGCUUCGGGAGCUCUUUGUGAAGCCCGGGAUUGACAUCGACGCCUAUAUCGUUCCCUCUCAGGACGCUCACCAGAGUGAGUUCAUUGCUGAAUGUUACAUGAGGAGGACCUACAUAUCAGGGUUUACUGGUAGUGCUGGUACUGCUGUUAUCACAAAGGAUAAAGCAGCUCUUUGGACAGAUGGGCGUUAUUUUCUCCAGGCUGAGAAGCAGCUGAAUUCGUGUUGGAUUCUCAUGCGGGCUGGUAAUCCUGGAGUUCCUACGACUAGUGAAUGGCUUAAUGAUGUUUUGGCUCCUGGUGGUAGGGUUGGCAUUGAUCCUUUUCUUUUUUCUUCCGAUGCUGCGGAGGAACUGAAGCAGGCAAUUGCAACAAGGAAUCAUGAGCUGGUGUACUUACAUGAUUUAAAUCUAGUGGAUGAAGUUUGGGGAGAAUCACGGCCUAAGCCUCCUAAAAAACCAAUCAGAAUACAUGACCUAAAAUAUGCUGGUUUAGAUGUAGCGUCAAAAUUGUCUUCGUUGAGGUCUGAACUUGUUGAUGCUGGUUCAUCUGCAAUUGUUAUAUCAGUGCUUGAUGAAGUUGCUUGGCUGUUGAACUUGAGAGGAAGUGAUGUUCCCCAUUCACCUGUUAUGUAUGCAUACUUAAUUGUUGAACUUGAUGGAGCAAAAUUAUUUAUAGACAAUUCUAAAGUCACGCCAGAGGUGAUGGAUCACUUGAAGAAAGCAGGCAUAGAGUUGAGGCCAUAUGAUUGUAUUCUUUCUGAAAUAGAAAUUUUGGCAGCACAAGGGACUCACCUUUGGUUGGAUACAUCUUCUGUUAAUGCGGCCAUUGCCAACACCUAUAAGUCUGCCUGUGACAAAUAUAUGGGGAGCCUUGGGAAUAAAACCAAAGGGCAGAGUAAGAUCUAUGAUUGCUCCAAUGGUCAGUCUGGUGGACCCACUGGGGUGUAUGGAUUAUCCCCUAUUUCUCUGGCAAAGGCAGUGAAAAAUCAUGCAGAGCUAGAAGGGAUGCGGAAUUCCCAUUUAAGGGAUGCUGCUGCUCUAGCACAAUUUUGGGUCUGGGUAGAAGAUGAAAUUCAUAAGGAUGUGAAAUUAACAGAGGUGGAAGUUGCAGACAAACUCCUGGACUUUCGUUCCAAGCAGGCUGGUUUCAUUGAUACAAGCUUUGACACAAUAAGUGCUUCUGGUGCAAAUGGGGCUAUCAUACACUACAAACCAGAAACAGAAAGUUGUGCUGUUGUGGAUGCAAAGAAACUCUUCUUAUUGGAUAGUGGAGCUCAGUAUGUUGAUGGUACUACUGACAUAACCAGGACAGUGCAUUUUGGUGAACCUACUGCACGACAAAAAGAAUGCUUCACUCGAGUUUUACAGGGUCACAUAGCUCUUGAUCAGGCAGUUUUCCCUGAAUCUACCCCAGGUUUUGUGUUGGAUGUAUUUGCUCGUUCUUUCCUUUGGAAGAUCGGACUUGAUUACCGGCAUGGAACUGGACAUGGAGUGGGAGCUGCAUUAAAUGUUCAUGAGGGCCCUCAAAGUAUUAGCUUUAGAUAUGGAAAUUUGACCCCCUUAUUGAGAGGCAUGAUCGUCAGCAAUGAACCUGGCUAUUAUGAAGACCAUGCCUUUGGUAUUCGAAUUGAGAAUCUCCUUUAUGUGAAAGAGGUUGACACACCUAAUCGAUUUGGAGGGGUUGGAUACCUGGGAUUUGAAAAACUUACAUUUGUCCCCAUUCAGAGUAAAUUGAUUGACUUAUCUUUGCUCUCUGCUGUGGAAGUUGAUUGGCUCAAUGACUACCAUUCACAAGUGUGGGAAAAGGUGUCACCGCUGCUGGAUGGUUCUGCUCGUCAAUGGCUUUGGAACAACACACGGCCACUUGUCAAACAGUGAUGUUCAGCUUAGCUUUGUUCUUUGUUGUUCUUUAAUAAUUGAAGAGUUUUCUUUCAUAUUUUCCUUUAUACAUGUAAUGUAGAAACCAAACAUUGUUUAAAAAGAUUAUAACUUGUACAGUACAUACACUGUAGGGAUUAGUUUCUUUUUUUUUUUUUUUUUUUAAAUAAAAAACUACUGAGAUUAUUCUCAAGAUGAAAUUUCAUUCAAUUGCUGUUUUAGAA
Quercus lobata is the source of this 2488-nucleotide messenger RNA. Its product is annotated as Metallopeptidase M24 family protein. Lineage: Eukaryota; Viridiplantae; Streptophyta; Magnoliopsida; Fagales; Fagaceae. Gene Ontology annotation, molecular function: metalloaminopeptidase activity. The coding region runs from base 135 to 2264 and encodes 709 amino acids. The transcript has 13 exons. The record is from RefSeq and is a predicted model, not a curated record.